AUUCGUUUUCAAUUCUUUUUUCAGAACAAGAGCUCCUCUCCCUUGCCAAACCCAUUUUAAUGGGUGCUCUCCUUCGAUGUUAGAGAUAUUUAAUCUCUCUGUCUGUCCUAUCUUUCCAACAUUCCUCCUCUCUCCAAGCUCUACCAGAGUUUUCACAGUAUAGUAUAAUUUUUUUUAUACGAGAAUUUUCUUGUUUGUAUUAUUGAUUGAUGGCCGAUAUUUGUUGUGGAUUUGGUGGGGAGACGGAGUCUACUGCUCCGGUCGAGACGAAGACGCUAGCUUCGAAGAAGCACCGGAGGCUGGAACUACUGCCCUUCAAGUUUGUCGCAGAUGUGGUGGUUCAGCCGCUGGAGAAUGGUCGCAAAAAGCAGAAGCUUGAUCUUUACUCUCCAACGUCUUCGAUGCCGCGUGAUUGCAGUAACGCAGUGGAGAAUUCCAAUAGGUCAAAGAAAAUUGAUGGUGAAUUAAAGAGGAAAGAAGUUUUGAGUGAACCGGAGAAAACAGUGAGUCUGAGUGGAGGUUCUAACGCAAAGGAUGAGGUUGCGCAGGAGUGCCCUAAGUUCGGCAUGACCUCUGUUUGUGGUAGAAGAAGAGACAUGGAGGACGAAGUUUCAAUUCAUCCUUCAUUUAGGGAAGGUAGCUUCUUUGGCGUUUUCGAUGGCCACGGUUGCUCUCAUGUGGCCACGAAGUGCAGGGAUCGGUUUCAUCUGAUAGUGAAGGAAGAAUUGGAUGGUGAGCCAGUGGGUUGGAAGCACACCAUGGAGCGAAGCUUUGCUCGCAUGGACGAUGAGGUGCAGCAGCAAUACGUCAACGAUCCAAAGAAAUCCAACUGCCGGUGUGAGCUUCAGACUCCGCACUGCGAUGCUGUUGGAUCCACGGCCGUAGUGGCCGUUGUGACUCCGGACAAGAUCGUUGUCUCAAACUGCGGCGAUUCCAGAGCCGUGCUCUGCCGCAACGGUGUCGCAGCGCCUCUCUCGUCAGACCACAAGCCUGAUAGACCAGACGAAUUGGCUCGAAUCGAAGCCGCCGGUGGCCGUGUAAUAUACUGGGACGGCCCUAGAGUUCUUGGAAUGCUGGCCAUGUCCAGGGCAAUCGGUGAUAAUUAUCUGAAACCAUACGUGAUACCAGAACCGGAGGUGAGGGUAACGGAACGGACAGCGGAAGACGAGUGUCUGAUCCUUGCGAGUGAUGGUCUGUGGGACGUGGUCUCAAACGAGACCGCGUGCGGAGUGGCGCGGAUGUGCCUUGGAGCACAGAAGCCACCAUCUCCGCCUGGGUCCCCCGGGAGUGAUGCAGCCGUGGGAAGUGGGUCAGAUAAAGCCUGCUCCGAUGCGGCUAUUUUGCUGACGAAGCUGGCGUUGGCUAGGCAUAGCACGGACAACGUGAGCGUGGUCGUAAUUGAUUUGAGAAAACGUGAUGGUCCAUCUGCAUAAUAAUACGUUACGUACAAGUCUUUUUUUUUUUUUAUUUUUUUUUUAUAGGACUUUCAUUCCAUCCAUUGAAACUUGAAAGUGCGGCAAGAGGAUGAAAAAUUCUCCCUGUUCUUGUAUUUUAAUAUUGGUUAUUAUGAAUGGUUGGAAUGUUAAGAAA
This is a messenger RNA of Tripterygium wilfordii, 1590 nucleotides long. Its product is annotated as protein phosphatase 2C 37-like. Gene Ontology annotation, biological process: protein dephosphorylation. The record is from RefSeq and is a predicted model, not a curated record. The coding region runs from base 210 to 1433 and encodes 407 amino acids. NCBI's taxonomy places the organism in Eukaryota, Viridiplantae, Streptophyta, Magnoliopsida, Celastrales, Celastraceae. Gene Ontology annotation, molecular function: cation binding; protein serine/threonine phosphatase activity. Gene Ontology annotation, cellular component: cytosol; nucleus. The transcript is spliced from 4 exons.